Sorghum bicolor (sorghum) is the source of this 1196-nucleotide messenger RNA. RefSeq names its product mitochondrial import inner membrane translocase subunit TIM17-1. The coding region runs from base 1 to 681 and encodes 226 amino acids. The record is from RefSeq and is a predicted model, not a curated record. Gene Ontology annotation, biological process: protein import into mitochondrial matrix. Gene Ontology annotation, cellular component: mitochondrial inner membrane; TIM23 mitochondrial import inner membrane translocase complex. The transcript is spliced from 2 exons. Gene Ontology annotation, molecular function: transmembrane protein transporter activity. NCBI's taxonomy places the organism in Eukaryota, Viridiplantae, Streptophyta, Magnoliopsida, Poales, Poaceae.
AUGACCACGCCAGAGACGUCGCGGGAGCCCUGCCCGGACCGCAUCCUCGACGACAUCGGCGGCGCUUUCGGAAUGGGCGCCGUAGGAGGCUCCCUCUUCCACUUCGUCAAGGGCCUCUACAACUCCCCCAACGGCCACCGCCUCGCGGGCGGCGCCACGUCCGCGCGCAUGCUCGCGCCUCGCCUCGGCGGCAGCUUCGCCGUCUGGGGCGGCCUCUUCUCCACCUUCGACUGCGCCCUCGUCUACGCCCGCGCCAAGGAGGACCCCUGGAACUCCAUCGCCGCCGGCGCCGCCACGGGUGGCCUGCUCGCCGUGCGACAGGGCCUCCCCGCUUCCGGCAGGUCCGCACUCGUUGGCGGCGCCCUCCUCGCGCUCAUCGAGGGUGCCGGGAUCAUGCUCAACCGCAUUGGGAUGGCCCCGCCUCCGGAGGACCUGCAGUACCCCGGACAGGAUCCCGGCCAGUAUGCACCACCACCUGGUUUCCUGGGAGUGCCCCCGGCGCCGCCGAUCGAUGUUCAGGAGGUCCCGGUCACUGAGUCUGGCGGCCCGACUGGAUGGUUUGGCGGUUGGUUCGGGAAGAAGCAGCAGGACACAGUUGCUGCUGGCGAUCGCAACAAGUCGGAGGUGUUGGAUGAGAUGGAUUUGCCAAGGACGGCCGUUCCCUCCUCCGACUACAAGUGAAAAAAGGUCAGAUUAUCCUACUACUUCUAAGGAGGGGCGUCAGAAGUUUUUGUGAUGACUCCUUAGGCGGCCUGGCGACAGUAGAAUUAUAGAGCAAAAUAAAGCGGAGUUCCUUGAGUUCCAGGACUCAGUUUUAUCUGACAAAAUUCACUAAUGGGCUUCUAAAUUGGGUAGUACAAGCUCGCGAGCUUUUGCUUAGUAUACUGUACUGUGUCGUGUGCAAAGCACUUCAUUCCAUGUUUUGGUAUAUGAAGUGGUUCUGUUUUGAAGUGCGAGAAAGAGAUCCACGUGCCUUUGAGAGAUGGCAAAAACUGCUAUGUACGUAUUUACAGUGUUUAGAACAUUGGAUUAGAGGCAUAACCGAGUAGUACUCGCUUAGGGUGGGUGAACGGUGAAGGCCGUGUGUGGCAGAGCUUUGAGAGCUCAUUACCUGCUAAAUCUAGGAGGAGCUCUGUCAAACAAUUUUUUUUAGAGAAAAGUGAUUUUCUCCCGGUUUGUGAAGUGAUUAUCUAAAA